AUGACACACACACGACCCGUGUUUUCCGCCGCCCAAGCCCUCCGGUCUGCGUUCCUUCCGCGUAUUCAGACCCACGCGCGACGCCCAGUUACAGGGUCCCUAAACGUACACAAGUUAAAGAGAUUAAAUCAUUCAGAACGUCAGCCUCUGCAGCAUCCCCCGCGAGACGAGGCCAUUCGGCAUCAGCGAGUACACAUUGUGGAGGAGGAUGGAUCGAUAGGCCCGGCAAUACCGCUCCGACAAGUACUCGGCAGAUUCGAUCGCACAGAGUACUCUCUCGUUGAGUUGAUAUCGCCAUCCGAGAAUUAUGGCUCUAUUUGUAAAAUCAUGAGCAAACGGACAUUGCGCGAGCAAGAAUAUGCCAGAAGCCGAACGUCCAAGCCCAAGCCCGCGAAGCAAAUUGAGUUGAAUUGGGCGAUUGAUCCCAAUGAUCUUGAAAACCGGCUGAAUCAGAUGGAGUCGUUCAUUGCCAAGGGGAAGAAGGUGGAAUUGAUAUUGACUUCAAAAGCUCGGAAGAGAAAGGCUACAGAACCCGAAGCGCAAAAGACGUUGGCAGCAGUGAAAGAGAAAAUACAGGAAAUUGGAGCUAUUCAGAGCAAGAAAAUGCAGGGACGACUGUUAGGCCAUGUCCAGUUCUUCUUGGAAGGGAAGAAGUAG
Messenger RNA from Coccidioides posadasii C735 delta SOWgp, 657 nucleotides. The record is from RefSeq and is a predicted model, not a curated record. Lineage: Eukaryota; Fungi; Ascomycota; Eurotiomycetes; Onygenales; Onygenaceae.